Malaya genurostris is the source of this 1058-nucleotide messenger RNA. RefSeq lists its product as uncharacterized. The record is from RefSeq and is a predicted model, not a curated record. The transcript is spliced from 4 exons. Bases 106 to 978 code for a protein of 290 amino acids. NCBI's taxonomy places the organism in Eukaryota, Metazoa, Arthropoda, Insecta, Diptera, Culicidae.
UGGAGAAUCGUACUUCAGUCAUCGUCGAACCGGCAAAACGCGAGUACGCCUUGAAUUCUAUUGAUCGUUUGUGGUGCGCUAGCGAGUUUGAUUCUUUUUAGCAACAUGAACGCAGGAUACAAUUGGAUGCCAUGGUCCACUCAUCAGGGAAUUCCACCGGCCGCUGUUUAUGCCGGAAAUGAUCAGGAUGGAUCACCGAUUUAUAUCGGUCGAGCGUUUCACGACGGAGAUCAGCUACCGGCGAAAGUAAUACCCAGUAAGCAGGCAGCUUAUGUGUCACACAAUGGACUAGAAAUUUUCAAAUCACAUUUCGAGGUACUAAGCGGCCAGGGAUUUACUUGGGUGCAGAGCAGUAAUGGACACGUACCCAGCGGAGCUGUACUUUGUGGAAAUACGAUCUCCGGGGAGCCUCUCUACAUCGGCCGAUCCCAUCAUGAAGGAAGUUUGACUCCGGGUAAGAUCCAUCGUACCCAUGGUUGUCUGUACAUUCCAUUCGGUGGGGCUGAGCAGAGUUUUUUGCAUUACGAAGUACUAGUCGGCCAACAGCGAGCUAAUUGGUCACACUGCUCUGCAGGUGCACCGCUACCACCGGGUGCCAUCUUGGCAGGCCAUGACAGUGACGGUGCUCCGAUCUACGUAGGCCGAGCAUACCACGAAGGGGAUCAGCUUCCGGCCAAGGUGCUCCCCAGCAAACAGAUAUCCUAUGUUUGCCACAACGGCCAGGAAAUUCCGAAACAUUCAUUUGAGGUACUUUGCAACGGUAACGUAACUUGGGUCCCAUCCGGAUUCGGUAGCGUCCCACCGAAUGCUGUAUUGGGAGGACGUACUUCGACUGGAGAAACUCUGUACGUUGGUCGGGCGCAUCACAUGGGAAGUUUGACUCCGGGCAAGGUGCAUCCCAGUCACCAGACAUUGUACAUUCCUUACGGUGGAAGCGAGGUGCCGAUUAAAAGCUACGAAGUGCUGAUUGAGAAUUAGACUUGGAUUUUUUCACAGUUACUUCUAUGUAAAAUGCUGAAUUCAAUAAACCUUUUGUCUGUUUAAUAGUUACAAUCUAA